UACGAGCGAUUAUUUUUCCCGGCACGCGUUUCAUGUACAAGCACGUGUGCGCGGAAGCAGAGCUCGCGGACGUGCCGAGAAAAUGAAAUACCACUGGCUCGGCUUAGUCGCCAGACGUUUAAUCAACGCUAAGCACCGACACCAAUUGCCUGGCCGCGAGUUCGGACAGCCGACAAAACGAUGCGCUGUGUCGCGCUACAUCCUCGUUUCGUAAACUCGGCGUAUUCGUGCGAUAAAGAAAACGAUCACCACGUCGCUUCGGUGGAUCGACGUUCCAAUCGGAGAUGGAACGCGUGACGAAAAUAAAAUACGCUCUAAUAAAUUGAUCAAUUUCAAUGAAUGGAACGUGUCGGUAUUCGAGUGGCUCCGGUGCAGCGACGAAGCGAGCAAAAUCAUCGACGAAAAUUUUUCGUCGCAAACAAGCAGUCCUUAUGUGAAAUUCAAGAAGCUUCGUAACUCACAAAAGAUCGGCGGCAGGAAAGUCAAUUGAUAUUCGCACACUCGAACAAGGACUACACGUGCGCUGCGAGUAUACGAGAGGAAGCAUCUGUUUGAUGUAAACGAUGUGCGGUACGAAGGACAUCCUAGCGAAGCUGUGUAUCCUGCUGUUUCUUUGCGAACACGCAACGUGCUUCGUUAUUCCGGAGGAAUUGCCCACCAUACUGUCGCUCAUCUACUCCAAUAUCCCACCGAUAAAGAAAGGUACCGACUCGAGGAUAGGCGUUGGUUUCCGGCUUGGCGAACACGCGGACUUCCAGAUGCUGUUCGAGUUGGGACCGCAAACGGAAACCGAGCCCAUUAGCAAUGCCGACUCGAAGAGACGUCGAGACGCGAUGUUCAACGCCGCGAUGAGAGGAGAGCUCGGAUCGCUGGCUCAGGCAGUGGCCAAGUACCAGUUGGAGCGCAAAUUACAGAAGGAAUUGGAUAGAUUAAAGAAGACGGAGAAGAAGUCAAACGCAGUGGCUACGCCGGGAAACGACGACAAAAACACUGUCGCAAGCGAAUGGCUAACCAAGUGGAGCAAGGAUAUGGGCAAGUCGUCGGAGGACCGAUCGUCCUCGGAAGACGUUUCGGCUGAGAAGAACGCGUCGACGCCCGCGAAAAUUCAAACCGUACAAAGGAUAAGACAUAGUUCGCAAUCGAAUGACAAGAGAAAUACGAUUUCCGACUUGAAACAAUUGUACAAAUCGCAGAGCGAUACGGAGAUAGAGAAGAGAAUUACCUAAUCGUAAUACGUUAAUCGUUAGUAAGGUACGUUCGUCGUGAAUUUUGUAGAUAGAUCGUUCGUUAACUAUAUAUAUAUAUAUGUACGAUGAAAGUAAUGAAGCAGGAAAGAAGACUAAAUUGAUUAAUAUGGUUUUUACGUGCCAAAGAACUUUGGACCUGCUAUUACCAGUUGUAGGGAAAGCGUGUUAAACUGUAGAAGCUUUUAUUCUUUCGACGGAUGAUUUGGUAAUAUAGAAAUACCGACGGAACGCGACUUUGUCGUACAAACGAGAAUAUGUGCUCGACAAAAUGGAAAAUUGUGGCUGUUGUAUAGGGAAUAAGAUUUUAUAAACGAGAUCGUUAUUUGUAUACCGCUCUAUGAAAUUGUGUAAGAAAACAGAGUGAAAUACUA
Bombus pyrosoma is the source of this 1618-nucleotide messenger RNA. RefSeq lists its product as uncharacterized. Bases 564 to 1226 code for a protein of 220 amino acids. Lineage: Eukaryota; Metazoa; Arthropoda; Insecta; Hymenoptera; Apidae. The record is from RefSeq and is a predicted model, not a curated record. The transcript is spliced from 6 exons.